AUGCAGCGCGGGGAGAACGUCCUCUACCGGACGGGCUCCGAUGACGAGGGGACUCUGCUGGUAAUGACCGCCGGGCGAGCACGGGAGCUCAAUCCCGGCCGGUGCCGGCGAGGGAGGGCGCCGGCCGGGGGCCGCGGACGACGCGGGGCGGUGUGCGGGCCUCGGGGCCGCAGCGCUGAGGCGGCGCGGGCCGCCGGCGCCCUCCCUCCGCAGACGAGAGAGGCCCGGCCCACAACGCCCUCCGUCCAUCCUGCCACAAGACAGCCACAAAAUGGAGGAGGGAAGCAAAACCCCUCUCGAGAGCGUCUCUGCGCGGGGGCCGCUUCCUGCCUCGCCCGGUUCUCGUCAGCGCCCGGCCGCUCCCCCCGGCGCCUCGCCCCACUUCCCCCGGACUCCUCGCACCCCGUCCUGGAGCCCCUGGGACUGCUGUCCCCUCCAGUCCGGCACGCCCGCACCCCAACACCCCACCCUGCGCCCAGAGCUCGGGGGUCGGGCGGGGCCGGCGCCCGGCUGCGGAGGUCACGUGGCCCGCGCCGGCCAGUAGGCGCGCGGCUCGGGGACGAGCCCAGCCCCGCCGGGCGGCGGUCGGUCAGUCGGCUUUGGCGGCUCAAGCGAACGCGGAGGUGCGGAGCCGGCGGGCCUGUCGGGCAACGAGGUGCGGCCGCGCGUCUCUCCGGCCCCGCACGCCCCUGCUGCCGCGGCGCCUCGUGA
Ceratotherium simum simum (southern white rhinoceros) is the source of this 711-nucleotide messenger RNA. NCBI's taxonomy places the organism in Eukaryota, Metazoa, Chordata, Mammalia, Perissodactyla, Rhinocerotidae. The record is from RefSeq and is a predicted model, not a curated record.